This is a messenger RNA of Spizellomyces punctatus DAOM BR117, 1137 nucleotides long. RefSeq names its product serine/threonine protein kinase. Gene Ontology annotation, cellular component: cytoplasm. The coding region runs from base 1 to 1071 and encodes 356 amino acids. NCBI's taxonomy places the organism in Eukaryota, Fungi, Chytridiomycota, Chytridiomycetes, Spizellomycetales, Spizellomycetaceae. Gene Ontology annotation, biological process: protein phosphorylation. The transcript has 2 exons. The record is from RefSeq and is a predicted model, not a curated record. Gene Ontology annotation, molecular function: ATP binding; protein serine/threonine kinase activity.
AUGUGCACGAAAAACAGAAUAUACCUUGACCCAGCUCAAUUGCUCGACGUGGUAGACAUUGAAGACGACAUAGAAUAUGCGGUGCCUCCGUGGCCAGGAGAUAGGAAGAUGUUUUCUGGGGGUCAAGCCGAGAUAGAAUUGGUAGUCGACGGGCAGUCUAAUGAGGCUACAAGAAGAUCCUUGCACGCGGGGUUUGCAGGCGCCAUUGUGGAUCCUUAUACAUCCACAAACUACUGCCGAAGCGAGAUGAACCUUUUUCAGGCUGUGUCGGGGAUGAAACACAUGCCUAAAUAUCUUGGAUCGGCGCAAAAGAAGCGCAAGCUAUAUGUGUAUUACGAGCCGUGGUAUUCUCACACUCUGCGAGACUGGAUCAAUCAACCAAAAAGCAUUACGAACCCCUUCACACGGGAAGAACUACGAAAAACCGGCGCCCAGUUCAUGGUAUGCUUGGCAUCCACUUUGCAUAACCUUCACGCUGUCAAACCACAAAUAGAGCAUCACGACAUCAAACCAGAAAACAUUUGCAUUACCCCCAGUGGCGACAUCAUGUUUGUAGAUUUCGGUGUCGGCCGCCUAUGCACGCUCCAGGCUAUACGGGAGAGUUAUGUCGGCACGGAAACCUACAUGGCACCAGAAACUUACGCAAAAGGUCCACACACCAAAAGGGCCGAAAUGUUCUCCUUGGGGGCAGUUUUUGCGGAGAUUUUAGUGAUGAUGGCGGGUUGCCAAGUUGAACACGGUUUACAUGUCUUAAUGCGGAAAAAGCCAUAUUGCAUGGCGUUGAGAAAGGUUCAACGAUGCAUCGAAGACCUCAAGCGGCGACGUCCUGACAUCAAGGAGCUUGCUGAUAUUGUCGUCCGGAUGUUGUCUACAAACCCUUCGAAUCGGCCAACCGCGUGGGAGGUUCACAAGGAGUUGCUGAAGCUGGGGAUCUAUAAAUGUUGCAACGAACCCAAAGCAGAUGAGUUGGAGUAUGAGGACUCAUACCCGAUAUCCAGCAGUCCUAAGUUGGAAGAUUGUUUAUUCAAACUACCGGGCUUGAGUGAAGCGUUCAAUGGGAUCAGCAAGUGAAGCAACCGCUAUAGCAAACGGUGAUCGUAUGUCCUUAAUGACCGCCGGGGGUGUUUGCAGCAUUGC